This is a messenger RNA of Anolis sagrei ordinatus, 1897 nucleotides long. RefSeq names its product glucosamine-phosphate N-acetyltransferase 1 (gene GNPNAT1). Gene Ontology annotation, cellular component: Golgi apparatus; endoplasmic reticulum-Golgi intermediate compartment; endoplasmic reticulum. Gene Ontology annotation, molecular function: glucosamine 6-phosphate N-acetyltransferase activity; monosaccharide binding. Lineage: Eukaryota; Metazoa; Chordata; Lepidosauria; Squamata; Anolidae. The record is from RefSeq and is a predicted model, not a curated record. Gene Ontology annotation, biological process: UDP-N-acetylglucosamine biosynthetic process.
GAGGCGCGCCUGCGCAGUACGUGCAAGCGGCUUAGCGGUGGCUGGUUCAUUCGUCGGUCUUCGUGGGAAGGAUCCGGGAGCGCGGAUGGGGUCGCGCAUGCGCAGUUGGAGCGCCGAGGGGAGUCCGUUGGAAGCAGCGCCGGUGCACCAGCCCACAGUCGCGGCUGCCAUGAUGCCGACGGAAACCACGAAGCCCAGCAGCACCCCGAUGUUUGAUCCUCAGCUCCUCCGAGAUUUGGACUGGAGCCAGAACACUGUGACCUUCUCCCCGGCCAUUUCGCCCAUGGAUCCCGGCGACGGCCUGGUCCUGAGACCCCUUUGCUCUGCUGACAUCAACAGAGGAUUUUUAAAAGUCCUGAGUCAGCUGACUGAGAUUGGAGUUGUCAAUCCUGAGCAAUUCACGAAAACCUUUGAACACAUGAAGAGUUCUGGGGACUACUAUAUCAUCGUCGUAGAAGACACUAAUCUAGGAGAGAUUGUGGCGACUGCAACUCUGGUCAUAGAGCAUAAAUUCACUCACUCGUGUGCAAAGAGGGGAAGGAUAGAAGACGUUGUCGUAAAUGGAGACUGUCGCGGAAAACAACUUGGGAAAUUGCUGAUGUCAACUCUCAGGUUGCUGAGCAAGAGACUGAACUGCUACAAAAUCACCCUCGAGUGCCUCCCAAAAAACGUAGCCUUCUACGAAAAAAUAGGAUACUCCGUGUCUGAAGAAAAUUACAUGUGUCAAAGGUUCUUCAAUUAACGAACUUCCAGCUGUCAUUUCCUGCAAUGAACUUUUGGUGGAGGCGUUUCUGCGACUGUCUUCGUUCUCUAGGAAAACAAAUUUGCUGCAAAAGAAGUAAUCACCUUGACAAAUACUUUGGUACCGAAGACAAAUUACUUUGGGUUUCCUUGACAACAGCGAAACCUAUUCAAAGCUGUUUCCUACUGUGUGUACUACACACCGCUUUUUGAUAGCUGGGACUUGAGCAAAAUGCGACAACAAUGUCGGUUUGGGUUUUUACCUGGUGUUUUUUCUCGCCUUGUGUUUUGCGCCCAAGAGAUCUGCUGCUUUUUGUUGGCAGCCAGAUUGUGGUUGUAACUGAAGCUGGGCCCAUUUGUGUAAUUUUUUUUGGGUCACACAGGAAUAGAAAACACACAUCUGGGCCAGAGUUAACUAUUUCUGUGUUGGCAUUAAGGAACCUCAGUUUUUUUACAAGCCUCUGGUGACAACUCUCAAAAGUGUGGGUGGUUUUAUUGGUCCCACGGCAAUAACAGCGGGUGGAAACGGAUGCAGACAGAAUGAGCCUCCGCUUUCUCAUGCAGUUUAAUACCUCAAACCACGAGCAAAAACCUGGGCAUGGAGCAUUUCACAAUUUUUAAAAUGCAUCGAGAGGCAAAAUACUCUUGUGGCUCUGAAAAUGCAUAGCGCUCACUGUAGGUCUUGCUGCAAAGAAAGCGCAUGAGAACAUAUCUUUCCUGCUUAGGUUGUCAUCUCUUUUCUUUGCAAAAAAAGCCAUCUUCUUUAGGAACAUCCCAGUCCAUAGAUUGCAUAAAUCCAAAGUCGGUUUCGCAGGUUUUCUGUGUUUAAUCUUAUUUUCCUUUAUUAUUAUUAUUAUUAUAAACAAUUCAGCACUUCUUACCAUCAAGUGGUAACUAAGCCUACAGCUCCCCUCUUGCCAUUUCAACUGGAAGGGGGUGGUCAUAGUAUAGCUUCAGGGAAUAUGAAGGUUAUUAGAGAAGGGUUUUAUAGUUGAGUCAUUAGCUUUAUAAAAUAUUACCGAAAGGCUGCUUUAAGAAAGGAUCCCAUUUCCUGUGUUUCGGGGCACUCUUGACUUUUUGGGAGAUGUUUAAGUUUUAUUUAUUUUUUUAAAAGCAUUGUCAAAUGAAAAUAAAGAAAAAAUGUGUUACGGUAUAA